Molecule: messenger RNA, 933 nt
Organism: Tupaia belangeri chinensis (Chinese tree shrew)
Lineage: Eukaryota; Metazoa; Chordata; Mammalia; Scandentia; Tupaiidae
Product: olfactory receptor 6C2-like
Exons: 1
Coding region: 1-933 (310 amino acids)
Biological process (GO): G protein-coupled receptor signaling pathway
Cellular component (GO): membrane
Molecular function (GO): G protein-coupled receptor activity; olfactory receptor activity
Source: RefSeq, a predicted model, not a curated record
AUGAAAAACCAUUCUGUAAUAACAAACUUCAUCUUGCUAGGAUUGACAAGUGACCCACAACUACAGAUUUUUCUGUUAGUAUUUUUGUUUCUCACCUACAUUCUCACUGUUAUUGGAAAUCUAAUCAUUAUCAUCCUCACACUGGUGGACUUUCACCUUAGAACACCCAUGUACUUUUUCCUUCAGAAUUUCUCCAUCUUAGAAAUAAUAUUUACAACUGUCUGUGUUCCAAGAUUCCUAUACAGCAUGACAACUGGGAACAAAAAUAUUACCUAUAAUGCUUGUAUCACCCAAUUAUUUUUUGGCAUCCUCACUGGGGCAACAGAAUUCUUUCUUCUAACUGCCAUGUCUUAUGACCGCUAUGUGGCCAUUUGCAAGCCCCUGCACUACACCAAUAUCAUGAAUGAAAGAGUAUGUACCAUUCUUGUCCUUUGCUGUUGGCUACUUGGGUUGAUUAUCGUGUUCCCACCACUGAGCGUGGGAGUUCAGCUAGAGUUCUGUAAUUCCAUCAUUGACCAUUUUGGCUGUGAUGUGUAUUCUCUUCUCAAGAUUAUAUGUUCAGACACUCAGCUGGUAGAACAACUCAUCUUGAUCAUGGCUGUACUCACCCUCAUAUUCACAUUAGUCUGUGUAAUUGUAUCUUACAUAUACAUUAUCAAGACUAUUUUAAAUUUCCCUUCUGCUCAGCAAAGAAAAAAAGCUUUCUCCACUUGUUCUUCUCACAUGAUAGUUGUUUCCAUCACCUAUGGAAGUUGCAUUUUCAUCUAUAUCAAACCAUCAAAGGAAGAAGUGGCCAUUAAUAAGAUGGUGUCAUUGCUUAACACCUCAGUUAUCCCUCUGAUGAACCCUUUCAUUUAUACUCUACGGAAUAAGCAAGUCAAGCAAGCCUUCAAGGACUCAGUAAAAAGGAUUGCAUUUCUUUCAAAGAAUUAG